GACACGCAGCGUCAUCCAUGGGGGGUGUGUGUUCAAGGAACGAGGCCGCAAGCAGGGCUCUUUGGCGUUCCCUCUCUUGCCACGCCUGCGUGUCGCUUAUCGUCGACCCCAACGUCAUCGACGAUGCGGCAUUCGCCUCCAGCCGGCACGAGGAGGGCGCCUACGAGUAUGAAAUCAACGAAGAGGAACAGCUUGAGGGGCGGGGGGACACCGACCAGAACAGGGAUAGGCGGCUGAAGAGCCAGGCCUCGCUGCGUCAAAGGAGGGACGAGGCCACCCCCAGGUGCUUCAUCUUCGCGGCUGCCUUUGAGCAAAUCAAGUUCUGCCUCGUUGCUGAAUUCACGUGAGUUGAGGGGCGAGGGGAAGAGGGGAAGAGGGAAAUGCGUCCGUGACUUGGCACGCCAUUCGUGUGUUUUUGUGUGUUGCUGUGUGCAGCCACUCGCGCUACCGUGCGAUCGAGAUUCGCGAGUAUGAGACCUCGCAGGGCCGCGGACACAUCGUCAUCCUUUACGUGAGGGCAGACGUGACAAUCCCCUAGGCACGCAUUAGGGGUGUGUGUUUCAACGGGCGUGGCGUGUCUGUGUGUUUGUGCAGCCCACCCUUCCCUCAAGCAAGCCUCCCACGCUCUCCCACUGGUCGACUUCCUCAUCGCUCAGUGACCCCAGCCCCAACACAUCACCCGUCGCGGCACCCUUCACACUGCCCCUCGUGUACAAGUCUGAAGGCUUCGACAUGCAGGACCUAAUCGUGGACUGGUCAGACGCACCCGUCACCCCCGUGGACAAGGCCAUGCGCAUCCGGUGGGACUACACGCCGCCACUCGGUAUCUCGUUUUCCUUCUCGAUGCGCCUCGACAAGAACGUUGGGGACAGCGACGUCGACGACCGCAAGUCGGUGCUGACCUCCGUCAGCCACACGGAUAGCAAGGGAGCCGGCCUGCUGCUGGGCGACGGCGACUUGAUCGAGUUGGUGGUCAAUGAGAGCCAUCCCGUCACUCUGGGCGACAUGGUCAACCCGUUUGGUGGCCUGACGAGCGAGCUGGGUGACAAGGAGUCGGACGGGGGCGCGAGGGCGGGUUUCCCACUCUACUUCUGGGGCCGUGCCCGGCUGGUGAGUGAGCGUGCCAAGGAGGUGUCGGUGAGUGUGGGCGGCCGGCGGUGCCAGGUGCAAUGCUACGAUCGCUUGGUGGAUAACGAGUGGAGCCUCAAGGUGGGCUACUCCCUCAGCCCACUGCUGCACCGAUGGACGCCACAACAUGAAGGUGAGGAGGGCGGAUGGAACGGACAAAAAGAUAUGCACCGAAAGCGCUCUCCCUUGUGUGCAUGUCAGGAAUGAUGAAGCAGCGAAGUGAGGUUUUGUACCGCUACAACGACCUGUUUGAGCUGGAGCGCGUCGAGGCCCUCGACCCGUCCCCUCUCUCGCCCCCACACAGCCGCACGUACAUCCACUUCGGCCCGCCAUUCCCUGACCUCUUCCGUCUCAAGAUCGGCACCGCGGUCAAGGGCAGGGCGGCUUUCGGCGUGGAGUUCUUCUCGAUGCCAGCCAACUUCACCCACAGGUGUCCCCCGCACCCCAUGCUGUCCAUCCCCCUCUCGCCCGGCAUCCCCAUCACAUACGACUGCAAUGAGAAUGACGUUAUUGACGAAGACGACGACGGCAUGAGCGGGCCGGAGGGCGCGGCGGGGUUCUUCCCGCCAUCGCCCAGCCAGACCAACCAUGCGGGCGGCGACGUGGGCGGCGGCCUGCCCCUCUCGCCAGCCUCGUCGCUCGUCAAGACUGCGCAGAAGAGGGCGGACGUCCAAUCCUGCCUGGACCACGCCUACGCCGUGGACAACCUGCUGCAGUGCACCACGACCACCAUGCGGGAGCAGGAGGCCGAGGCCAAGGGGGACGUCUGCGGAGGGGGCGACGCACUGCUCACGCGUUACCACAUGAACGGUCGGUGUAGCCCAGAACACAAGAGAGGAAUGGGGAAACCGCUGACGCGAAAUUGAUCCGUCUGUGUGACGCCCGUGUGCAGGUAUGGACAUCUCGGGUGUCAUGGCGGCGAGGUACUCGGUGGUGCGUGUGAGCGAGGGUCGUGUGGAGGUGGAGCUGCGGCCCCUCAAGACGUUCCAGGUGGAGCACAAGUACGACAGCAAGGGCAACAGGCGGCAGUGGGUCAACCAGUGGGUGUGGAAGUGCGCCAUCACCGCUCUCAGCGGCUCCCACUCGCCCUCCCAGGGGUCUCGCCUGUACGUCAACGGCCACUGGGAGAGAGAGGUGCUCUGACCGAUAGGAUAGGUCGUCGCAUUACGUCACGUCAUGUCACGUCACGCGUCCAGCCGCUCUGUCUUCUCUCGUCUGCCUGUCUGUCUGUCUGUCUGUCUGUCUAUCGGUCUGCGCAAAGUAUGCUGUUGAUGUGUCAGCAUGUGUGGCCGGUUUUGCUCGUCUCUCUCUGUGUCCGUGCGUACGUCCGUGCCUGUCUGUCUGUCUGCCUGCCCGUCUGCCUGUUGUGUGUGGCUGAAAGGUGGUUGCUUGCGGUUCUCGGGAAAAGCCCCGGGCCGCACAUUUGAGCGAGUUUCGUUUCUGCGUGUGCAUGGCGUGGCGUGGCUGCUGAUCGUAUGUCUUGGGUAAGAAUUGACUGGCUGGAUGCAUGGGGGAACGAGACACUGAAUGAAUUGCAGUGGUCUGUCCAUGUACCCUGUUGUGUGUCCCAUCACCGCAAGCCUGGCC
Vitrella brassicaformis is the source of this 2715-nucleotide messenger RNA. Lineage: Eukaryota; Vitrellaceae. The record is from the annotation of a GenBank genome assembly.